Molecule: messenger RNA, 863 nt
Organism: Tarenaya hassleriana
Lineage: Eukaryota; Viridiplantae; Streptophyta; Magnoliopsida; Brassicales; Cleomaceae
Exons: 3
Coding region: 67-744 (225 amino acids)
Biological process (GO): regulation of protein complex stability
Cellular component (GO): chloroplast thylakoid membrane
Source: RefSeq, a predicted model, not a curated record
AAUUUAGUAAUUUACUUUUUUUUUUUUCCCCCGAUUUCUUGUUUCAUCUCCUUUGUCCAAUCGGCCAUGGCGUCUGCUUCGCAUGCUCUCUUAUCCCCAAACGGCUGCGUUUUGGCUUCGCCGAAGCCUCUCGACAGAUUCUUCUUCAGGUCCAAGUUCGCCGGACGGAAGCAUUUCCUCUCCGUCGUCAGAGCUUCUUCCGAUGAUCCCGAUUGUAAUGAGGAAGAAUGCGCUCCCGACAAAGAGGUCGGGAAGGUGAGCGUGGAAUGGUUGGCCGGAGACAAGACUAAAGUGGUGGGAACGUUUCCGCCUCGAAAACGUGGUUGGACUGGUUAUGUCGAGAAGGACACCGCUGGUCAGACCAACAUCUACUCUGUCGAGCCUGCAGUGUAUGUAGCAGAGAGCGUGAUAAGUUCGGGAAAUGCAGGAUCUUCAUCCGAAGGGGCGGAAAAUACCGCGGCCAUAGUAGCAGGCCUUGCCCUUAUCUCGGUUGCAGCUGCUUCCUCCAUCCUCCUCCAAGUGGGCAAAACUCCGACCCAACCUCAGGCAACACAAUACAACGGGCCGUCUCUCAGUUAUUACAUCAACAAGUUCAAGCCGCCGGAAAUUAUCGAAACUUCUGUCCCGGCCGAGACAGAAGCUCCUCCACCGGUGGCCGAGCAAGAAACUCCGGCCGUCGAGGCUCAGCCUGAGGUUUCUUCUGCUCCAUCCACCACGAGUACUGCUGUCUCUGAAGGGGUUUAGUUUAUUUUUUGUAGAGAGACGCAAAUUCUUGACCUUUUCCAUAUACUUGGAUGUAUGUUUUUAACUAUUUGAGUUGAAUUUCAUAUAUCAUUUGAAACUCGAACUCUGAGUUUGGGAAA